Anneissia japonica is the source of this 520-nucleotide messenger RNA. RefSeq lists its product as uncharacterized. The coding region runs from base 38 to 505 and encodes 155 amino acids. The record is from RefSeq and is a predicted model, not a curated record. The transcript has 3 exons. Lineage: Eukaryota; Metazoa; Echinodermata; Crinoidea; Comatulida; Comatulidae.
UUCGGGAAAUGAGAUUCACUUGGAACGCCACGAUCUAAUGGUCUUCUCGCACCAAACGCCUCUUGAUUGCACCAACACCUCCGCCAGUCGCCAAAUACAGAUUCAAAACCUUCUGAAUACAAGUAAAUUCAUGACACUUUGCCGUAUUCACGACGAAAUAGAAUGCUCUUAUAAAGACAUCUCCUCGCAAUGUGUAGGCCACAGGCUGAAAAGAACUACUACUAGUCUACUAUCCAGUGAUGUUGGAGUGAUGUUUACAUUUAUAGCUAAAAGUAGCAACGUUGAUCUUUUAGACCAAAUGUUAAAAGCCAUUAAUACCUCUAUUAAUGACCUUUGGCCCGGAAGUGAACCAUAUUUAACUAUAAAUGGAGACAGAGCAACAUUGGCUCCUUCAAUUUCCUCUAAAGGUCAAGUUCAAGCAAUAUGUCCCGGAGGACAAAACGCUGUCAACUAUAGAUGUGGUAAUUAUAUUUUAAAAUAUUUUUUCUACUUUUUUUUAAUAUAGAGUAUAUCUAAUAUG